Molecule: messenger RNA, 12525 nt
Organism: Galleria mellonella (greater wax moth)
Lineage: Eukaryota; Metazoa; Arthropoda; Insecta; Lepidoptera; Pyralidae
Product: zinc finger SWIM domain-containing protein 8 homolog
Exons: 28
Coding region: 495-5411 (1638 amino acids)
Cellular component (GO): Cul2-RING ubiquitin ligase complex
Molecular function (GO): zinc ion binding
Source: RefSeq, a predicted model, not a curated record
GAAUAAAAUCUACCAACUCUAUGGAUAGACGGGACGUUUUUCGGCCAUAUUUGUUAUUGUGCUCAAUGGGGAUUUAUUUAGAUCACUUGCUUCAUUUCAUACAAUAGUUUGUGAUGUAUUUUAUUUUCAAUCAUUCUUUUUCUGAACGUUUAUCCUUAAUUACAUAAAACUUCUUGAAAAUAUAGUUAUGCUAAUUUACUGACCGAAGUGACCCCCCCCCCUGUGGUAAUUCGCUGAAAUUAUUCAGCGGAUUUUAUUGUGGAAAUAUUUAAGUAAAUUAAGCUAAAGUGGCGGGGGCUUCAAAUAAUAAUGGCAAAGGGGGUCGCCAAGCUGCCCCAGUCGACGUGGGGUCUCCCCUUCUCGACUGGGAAGAGGGAGACCACUUUAGCUUUGAAGACUCUGAACGUUUUGAAGAAGAUUCUUUGUGUAGUUGGAGCUCCGAGCCUGAAAGUUUGUGUAAUAACUGGCGAGGAUGGAGACGACCAAAUCUUCAAAUGUCUUUUGCACCCCGAACUGUUAAGAAGGCCGUUCAAGAUAAAACUGUGUCCACUCUAAGUGAGCUAGCAGCAAAGUGUGUAGCAAGUCAUAUACCAUUUGAACUUGUGGAACAUGUAUAUCCACCAGUACCAGAGCAAUUGCAGUUACAAAUUGCAUUUUGGAGUUUUCCUGAUAGCGAAGAUGAUAUUCGGUUGUAUUCUUGCUUGGCUAAUGGGUCAGCGGAUGAGUUCCAGAGAGGAGAACAUCUGUUCCGCGAUAGAGCUGUUAAAGAUGUACUGCAAAUUGGCUUCCACUUGUCAGCAACAGUUAUCCUUACUAUGCCUCGUACUCAGUUCAAUGUAGCAGUAACAUUUGACCGACAAAGGAUAUCAUCAUGCAACUGUACAUGCUCAUCUAUGGCACAUUGGUGUUCACAUAUUGUAGCAGUUUGCCUCUACAGAAUACACCUACCAACACAAGUAUGUCUGAGAGCGCCAGUAUCAGAAUCUCUGCAACGGUUACGAAGAGAUCAGCUCCAAAAGUUCGCGCAAUACCUCAUAUGGGAGCUGCCUCGCCAAGUGUUACCAACAGCCCAACGAAUAUUGGACGAACUAUUAUCAGCUCAGCCGAAUCUUAUAAACACGACGUGUGGCGCUCCUGACCCAACCGCAGGUGCCUCGGCCUACGAAUACACCUCGUGGUUCCUGGACGAGAAAACUUUGCACAACAAUAUCAAUAAGAUUUUAGUCAAGUUCUGUGUUCCAGCCCCUAUAGUCUUUAGUGACGUAAAUUACCUAAGCACAAGCGCACCACCGGCGGCAGCGGAGUGGUCAUCGCUAUUACGACCUUUGCGCGGGAGGGAGCCAGAGGGCAUGUGGAAUCUACUGUCUAUAGUCAGGGAGAUGUUCAAACGCAAUGACAGAAACGCUAUACCACUUCUAGAAAUUAUUACUGAAGAGGUUAUGGCAUGUGAACAGAUUAUAGUGUGGUGGUACAGCACAAAGGCGGCGCUGGUGGCGUGGGGUGGAGGAGGAGGAGGCGGUAAACAUGGCGGUGGCGGAGGCAAUUCCGCUGCCCAGCAUGCUUGUUCGUCGCUAUGUGAUGAGGUGGUUGUAUUAUGGCGGCUCGCUGCAUUGAAUCCAGCUUUGGCGCCUCAUGAACGUGAUACACUGCACGAACAAUUUGCUCAAUGGCACAUGAAAGUCCUCGAUAAGGUGGCUAAGAAUCGUAACAACCAUAUGGGCAGUUCCUCGCAUACGCGACAUACUCGCGCGCACUCCCAUCCUCCAUAUAUCAAUGGCAUCAGCGAAAACGAAGUAUUUCCGGGAUUCCACCCAGCAAUGGAAGCAUGUUUUCUGGAAUGGGACGACUAUCAGAUACCAGGGGUGACAUACACAAAGGAUUUGAACCCGUUAUAUCACAGUCCAUUUACUAUAUUCAGACAUGCUGAUAAGCAGAGCGAGAGUGUUCAUCAGGUGAAUUCCUCCAAAGCCGUUUUAAAUAAUGAAAUGUCUCUCAGCUAUAGACUGACAAACCCUGAUACAUCGAUGCAGGGUCAUCGCACAAUAGUACAUAGAAAUAGUCGCAUUAAUGUCGAUUUAGCUAUUCCCGGACCCUCCGGCCAGCCCUGUGGUUCUGGGGAAGGUCCAAAUGAACCUCCACGGGAUUCUGGUCCCAGUGACGGUAACCAUUCUAGUGUAUCGUCGGAAGGUUUCUGUGAAAAUGAGGAGGAGAUCCUUCAGCAAAGCGGCGGAGACACUGACUCGCAAGAAUCGAGUUCGCCACCCGUAUCAUCGGACGACGCUCAACGACGAAUAUCGAAUGACGACUCAGUGUCGGAUGAUGACUGCAAUUUGUACUUUUACGAUGCUGCGGCUGCUCGCCGCGCGGUAUCAGGAGAAGGCAGUUCUGGGACCGCUGUUCCGUCAGGGUCUAGCAGUACGGGUGCAGGCGCCGGGUCGAGUGGUACUGCAGACGGCGCUACGCUGGAAGGCUGGGAGUGCGGCUGGGAGGUGUCGUUUGCACGCGCCGAGGGUUUGCAGGCCCACGGGCAUGCACGGGAAGCGUGCGCGCUGGGCGCGCGGCUGGCGCGCGAGCUGCUGGCGCGGCCGCCGGCGCUGGGCGCGGGCGCGUGCAGCGCGGCGCCGCACGACCCGCGCCGCGCGCGCCGCCGCCACGCGCCCUCGCCGCGCCUGUGCGCCGCCUCGCACCGCCUCUCCUGCCUCGCCUCCGCCACGCUCGCCAAGUGCGCCUUCCUCUGCACGGUUCUCGCGGAAUUCAGCGAGCAUCACGAAUUAGCGUUCCGAGUAGGUUUGUUUGCACUCGAGAUGGCCCGACCGCCCGCCAGUACGAAGGCUUUGGAGGUGAAGUUGAACAAUCAGGAGACUGAACUAGUCGCUUUGUUGAAGAAACUGCCGACAGGACCCGAGCAGCUUGCUUUAGCUCGCGAAAAGGCUGAACAACUUCGAGAUGGCACCCUGAGGAAUCGUGGCCCAGCUCUAUUGCCUAUUGCAUUGGCAAGUUUCUUGUUUGAUGUCCUCGUUUUAUCGGCAACUGACAAAGAAAAUAAACAUCCGGCAAGAGUACCCACUGAUGAAACCUUGGGUUUCGAAGCAGCUGUAGCUGCUUUAGGGCUUAAGGCAAAUGUGUCUGAAGCGGAACAUCCAUUAUUAUGUGAGGGCACUAGGCGCCAGCGCGGAGAGUUAGCGCUUACAUUGCUCUCUUUCUACAAAGAUGAUCCUGUUAAAUUGGCCAGGAUAAUGAAUAAGCUGUUGGACCGUGAAAUCCACCAGCUGACUAAGGGGCCGAUGGUGAGCAUGUACUACACGAACAACCCGCGCCUCUCCGCGUAUAGGCCUGAUGCUCCACUGCCGACAGCCUAUCCUCAACACCAGCAGCAUCCCCAGCAUCCGCAACACCCACAGCACCAGCAACAUCCGCAGCACCCGGCGCAUGCGCAGCUGUGCAUGCCACCGCCGCAACCUCAGUGUCCUCUGGUAGCGGAUAUGGAGCGGUUAGUGGUAGCAGAAAGCAGCAGCGGAUCUCCGCCUGCACAUCCACAUCCGCCGCAUCAACAGCAUCCGCAACACCCACAGCAUCCUCAACACCCUCAGCAUACACAACACCCGCAGCAUCCACCGCUAGCAAGACCGAAGGAUUCUAGAUAUAAAGGGAAACGUGUUUACCCGUCCGUACCGAAUCAACCAUCGGAAGCCUCAGCACAUUUUAUGUUUGAACUUGCAAAGUCGGUGCUUUUCAAAGCUGGUGGCUCAUCUAGUACCAGCCUCUUCACUCAAACUUCUUGCGCCAGAGAACAUCAUGGCCCUCAUAGAGGUUUACACAUGGCUGCAUUUCAGCUAGGUCUAUAUGCACUGGGCCUUCAUAAUUGCGUUAGUGCAAACUGGUUAAGUCGCACUUAUUCGUCACAUGUCAGCUGGAUCACAGGACAAGCAAUGGACAUAGGUGCGCCAGCCAUUCUAUUUCUUAUAGAUGCUUGGGAAGGACAUCUGACGCCACCAGAAGCAGCUGGUAUUGCCGACAAGGCUUCAUCAGGACGUGACGUGGCGACGGUUCGCGCGGCGGCUGAGCUAGCCCUAUCAGUGUUACCGCAUGCUCAUGCACUUAAUUAUAAUGAAAUCCAGCGAGCCGUGCUGCAGUGCAAGGAACAGAGUGAUGCCAUGCUUGAGCGUGCCUGUCUUACCGUAGAGGCUGCCGCUAAAGGUGGCGGCGUGUACCCCGAGGUGCUGUACACAGUGGCGCGGUAUUGGCACGAGUUGUACCUGCGGCAGGCCAGCGAGGAAGAACCUCCGGACGAACCGCACUAUCGCGCGCCGCCACCCGUUGCGCUACCUGUGCCGUACCCGCUGCCGUAUCCCUUCACUUACCAUCCAUAUCCGCCGCAUAUAUAUCAGCUACAGUACGGCGGUGCGCCCGCUCCGCAUCCGGGCGCGCAGUACGCGCUGCCGCCGUACUUCGUGCGCGGGCUGGUGGCGCCCGCGCCGCCGCCGCACCCGUCGCUGCCGCCGCACGCGCCGCACGCGCCGCACGCCGCCCACGCGUCGCACGCCGCCCACGCGCCGCACACCACCCACGCGGCCCAUGCGCCUCAUCCGCAGCCGCACCCGCAACACCCGCAGCACAUUGCGCAUCCGCCGCCCAUCGCUGUCAAUCACCCAGCACCGAUUCCACCGCCAAUGCCGGCGGCCCACAGCAGCGUGGCCAACGUGAGCCUGCCACCGGGUGUGGCUGCGGUGAGCGCUGUGAGCGCAGUGAGCGCAGUGAGCGCAGUGAGCGCAGUGAGCGCGGCCAGCGUGGCCAACGUCAGCGUCGCCGGCGUCAGUGCGCCCGCGCCCGCCCCGGGCCCGCCGCCGCUGCCGCAGGCGCAGCUGCGGCGACUACUCGCCGCGUACAGGGUCGGCAUGCUCGCCUUAGAAACGCAGGCUAGGAGGGUUCACGACGACCGACCGCAGAACAAGUUCGGCAGGAACCCGCCGUACGGCGAGCACGUGAAGUGGCUACUGCGCAUAUCGAAGCACCUGGGCGCGCAGUACUUGCACCAGUUCUGCGUGUGCGCGGUGAACUCGGUGGUGUCGCCGUUCGUGCUGUACGAGCUGUGCGUGGAGUCGGCGCACUGGCUGGCGCGCGGCGGCCCGCACCACCUCGUCAUGCAGCACCUGCGCGGCACGCUCGCGCCGCUCGUGCAGAAGUGCCAGCAGAUGUACAUCCAAUGCAUACAUCAAAAGUUGUACCACUUGACAUCGGUGGAGUAUGAAGAAUUUGUAAGCAUCGUCCUAUCUGCGCGAACAGCCUUCCAAUUGACACCGGAAGGUAACACACAGUUCAAAGAGUGGCUCGCGUCUUUGCGCAGGUCAAAAUCAUGCAAGAAAGAUCUAUGGACGCAACUGAACGCGGCACUGCAAACGAACGGCAAAUGACGUCGGCAGCCGAUAGUUUGUAUGGUGCGGUGCUCCGCGCGCAAACUGUCACACUACAGGCGAUGGCCGCGAUACCGGCUCCUAUACCAUCUACAUACUCUCUAACUAUAUUAUAAGUUGUGCUAUUUGUAAUCUCGGUGUCUGAAGCGGACGUGGGCACGGUCAGCCACAGCCGUCUUUUUUCUUGACAGAAACAGAAGUGUUUCAAUAAUAUAGCAGUUUUGACACUUGUCUCUAGUGCACUAUAGUCAUUCGAUCCGAUUAUUUGAAUGCAUUAGAGAUAACGAUUAUGAUUUAUGACAUUAAUAUAAAAGUGAAAGUCAUGCAUACGGUGCAUAAGAUAUAUUUAUAUAUUUAUUGACACUUUUAUUACAAAUAUCACAAUUUGCGUAUUGAAAAUGAUGGAAAUACCUCUGUUAGUAAUAGUUUAACUUGAUUAGAGGGUAAUCGAUCUCAGUAAAAACAAACGAACAGAAUAUUGAUCAUUGAAAAAUGUUGCUAACUCCUAAACGCGCGUGAGGUUACAUCUAGUAAGAUUGUUUUUCACAUACCAAUCCCUAUUGUAGAAAGUGUAUCAAUGUGGAGUUGUUAGGAUGUUGGCAAACCAUCCAUCAUCGAAAACUAGAUCUCAAUUUGUACAUAUUAUAUUCGUAAUUAAUCCAUUUCUCAUUAUCAACCAUUCACUUCCUUUUUAUCACUAACACGGAGAGGUUACAAGCUCAUAUUGAAGGUUGUGCUUAAAAUAGUCGUGAGAUUUGGUUGUAAUUGGUACUCUAUUAUAAGACAGUUAAAGACUAUCGCUGCUUGAUUAACAAAGGAGUUUAGCAACAUUUCACUAAUUUGCAUUAUAAAUGACGGAAUGACAUCUCGACUUAGUUGUAUGACAUCUUUAUUUAUUCUUUUUAUCUUAUAGUGUAUUUAUUGCACAAAAUCUUAGUUUUUCGUCCGCUUUACUACUUGACUGUACUAUUGGCUAGUCAGUUUGUGGAUCCGUCGGAGACCAGCGGGGCUUCAGAUGAGCUCAUUUAGUUUUCAUAUAUUAAUAUUAAGGAAUUAGUUUGAAUUUUAUACCUUUUUUUUUUGUUACUAUCGCAAUUAUUAUUAUGUUGUUGGUAUUAUAAAAAUUCACGAAUAACUGGUUUUAUAUUUAUAUAUAAUUUGCAAGUAAUAAUUCCAAAUAUAAUAUGCUCGGUGGACAUUGUGUAUUAAAUACAUCUGUAAAGACAUAGCAAAGUGUAUGGCCUCUGUAGUGCACUGACUCUGUAGUGGGGGGUCUUCAUCUAAAUGAAGUUUCAGGUUUGAUUCUCGGUUAGCUCAAUUUAGUAACGAACUUUUCUAGAUAGACUCAGGACUAGGUGUAUUUUUAUUUUUGUGUUUCCAUGUUACAUGUUAUCUUAGUCGGAGGCCCAGGCACUUGGUGUUGUAUUGGCACUUUUUAAUAGAAAUUGAACACUGAUAAAAAAAAAAAAACAUUCGUAAUCAUAAUAAUAAAAAAAAAUGAAUGAAUAUAAAUUUUUACCAGAUAUCAACAAUGGACAUACUAGUCAUUUCCAAACUGUCUUGUUGCCACUGGUUUUAAUAUUUUGGCAUGGCUCUGAAUAUUGAAAUAAAAAUCUUUAAACUUUUAGUUUAUUAUGAAGAAAUUUUGAAGAAAAAAAUGUAUAAGUCACAAUUGUCCACCAGAUAUUAUCUGUACGAUUAAACCAGUUUUUAUUUAGCGAAUUAUUUUGAAGAUCUCUUGUCAUAAUGUUAAUGAGUAAGUGUCUAGAAAAUAUUGACUUCGCUCAUCAUGUAUUCUCCUUUCAUUGUUUAGUAUAAUUUUUUAUUAAUUUUCUUUUCUGUAUUAGAGCAAAAUAUCGGUUAUAUUUACGGGAGAGUGUAUUAUGCAUAUUUUAAAGUUUUUGAGUAUUUUAUGCUAACAUAUGUUAAGCUUAGUGUUUGGGAUGUAAUGGUUACGUAAAUAUGGUUUUAUUAAAAUAAAAAAAUAAAACAUGUGUAAACCGACAACUAUAUUGACAUUACUAUAUCUUAAAAUCUAUUCGGUAUAUAUAAAUAUUCAUAGACUCUCUUAGGUGUCAUUAAAGUUGUCGCUUUAUAAUUGAUUGCAACUUUGGACAUGACAAUUUUAUUGUCUAAAAUGAAUAAGACGUUUCAAAAUUAUAACAAUAGUCCAUAUUAUAUUGAGGAUUGGCUUAAGAUGUUUCAAGUGACCUAAAAUAGCGUCAUUAGACUACAGAAUAUUAGACAGAAUGUAGGCGAUGACCGUCGAUACACUAUUUUUGAUAUUCUCUUGUCGAAAUUUGCAGUUUCAUGAAUGUUUAUGUAAUACGUCUUGCGGAUAUAAAUGUAGACGUGCGUUCGAUUAACUAUAGUGACUUUAUUUACACGUUUAUAUAAUAUUAUUAUAUUGUAAUGCAAAGUAGCAUCUUGAGAGCCUUCGGAGUAUAAAUAUAUAAUGUAAAGUACGAGCGCUGGCAACAAAUACAAGCAUGGUAUUAAUUUGACAUAUAUAUUCUAUUUUGCUUUAUUAUUAGCUAUUUCAAUAUUCUGGUUUUAGUUGGUCAUAAUACUGAAUCGGUAUACGUUUUGAUCCAACUUUUCCAUUAUGGCAGUAAAAUUACUGGUUACAAAGACAACAAUUUAAAUCUGAAGAAUGGUAAUACAUCAGUCGUUUCAUGAGCCUCAUAGUGUAUCUUUUGGUGUUCAUGGUGAUAUCCUCAUCUAUAGGCGACAGUUAUCACAUCCUACUGGGUGGGCUUUAAGCUUGGUUACAAUUUUAAAUCUUAUAGCAACUAUUAUGAUUGAUAUCAAAUAAUUGUUUCUUAUAAACCACUAAGUAAGGUAUGAAUAGAUUUGGGAAUAGGAAUGUGAAGACAUAUUUAAUAUUUUAAGUUUGUAUUUGCUGAAAAUCAUUCCAAAGUCAGAUAGACUUAUAUACAUUAUCUACCUACGUAUAAUAGUAACUUGUGUACUUUGUGUCCCAGUAUACUAUUUAUUGGAAUAUAUUAAGGAUCUCUGUAUAAUAAAAUAAUACAAAAUAUACUAAAUAAGAUCUUCCAACCAUGAAGCAAUAUUAAAAUAUCAUUUUAUAAAUGUAUUUAAUAAUGAUUGUAAGCUAUCUAAUUUAUAUCAUAUAGCGUUUUUUACAGUAUACAACAUUAUAUCGAAUACACGGAAAAUGCAUAAGUAUUAUAUUGCGACGUACUAUUUUAACUGACACGUAUUUAUAUUCAGUAUAAAUAAUUAAAUUAAGAACGUACAUCAAAUAAUAGCUACCGUAUACAUAAAAUGGAAGUGUCAAUCCGACAUCGUAUAUAAAAUAUGAAAUUGCUCAAAUUAAAUACGGAAUGUUGUGUGGAAAGUGUAAUACACAGCGGGAUGUUAUCGUGCCUAUUUUAUAUGUCGUCGGAGCAAAGGAAAACGCAUCCGUUUGUGCCUUGACAGCAAAUGCAGUUAGAGGUUUGCGUAUCCUAGUAACAUAUUCAUAAGUAAACAAUCGACAAUUCAACUACCUUUUAUCAUGAUAAUAUAUGGUACGAAAGUACAUCAACGAAUUAUUAUCGUGAGUAUAAUAACGUUUAGGGUCGCGACCUUCUGAAUAUCUAAAAAUAGUUAUAUUUGUACGUACAAAGUUUGUAAGUCUUAAGCGCUGCGUUGGUAGAUUUUAUGCAAUGAUAUCUGUCGCUAUAUUAUGAUAUUUUCCACCAUACGAGUUUUUUUCUCUCUUAGAUUCCGUGUGACAUGACUAACCUACUUUUUUGUAGCUUUUCCAGGUAUAAUUUCCCCAUCAUACAGCGUGUCGGUAUUUAUUAUAUUUAUAUUUUGAUUAUAGAAUACUUUAAAAGUAUUUUAUCUAAAGAGUCUUUCAAAACAUCUCUUAUAAUUACGAUCACAAAUUCUAUAUACGGGUAAAUUAUUAUUUAUAAAAAAUAAAACAUUAUUAGAGAUGUGAUUGCGUUUUUAAUCAUGUGCCAAAAGUAAUACUAUGCCAAAACAGCGUGAAAAUAUUGAUAUCAGUAAAGAGAAAAUAACAAAUAGGAAGAUUUUAACGUUCUUAUCAAUUAACGCUUGUGGUCGCGACCCAUCAGAUUAGAUACGAUACAGUUUUGUCGUUCGUGUCACAUGUAUGUUGCCCAGCUUUCUCUUUUAGUAUAAUAUUCCCUAGACAUUAGAAUAGGCAAGAUUGAAUACAGUGUUCAUCCUUAAUACAAAUCUGACAUUGGAAUGAGGCAUUUGUUGCCAGACGAGCGUCCAAGUAGUUUUAGUUCAAUAUCUUUAUAAAAUAGAUGUUUAUGUGCAUUCAUUAAAGUGUGAAUGUUUUCAGCAUUCAGUAGAUAGUAAAUUAUUAGAAUGCUAGUUAGUAUAAAUUGAAGUUCGUACAGUUUGGAUGGAAGCUAAGCAGUUUUGAUUUCGGAAUUCUGACUGGACUGAUUGGUUUGGUUUCAAUAGUAUUCCUUGGUAGAGUAUUUACGAUUGAUUGUUUUUGUCUACUACUAUUUAGCACAACAGUUUUGCUGUAACCGGCUCGUUAAUAAUGCACUUUGAGUUCCAUAGCGUAAUCGUCGCAAAGCAAUUCCAGAAAUGAGAUUAAGCUUUUCUUCAUAAAGCUCGUAAUCAUAAUUAAAAUUCGAGAUAAUGUGAUUAAAAAUGAGUCUUAUUUUCUUUUCUAUUUUGAUAAUAACAUAAAAUUGAACUGAAAUGAUUUUUCAUUAAAAUGCGUUAUUCGAAAUUACUAUUUUACUUUUCAUUCUUUUACUUUUUCUGUGUUUAGGUAUUGGUAUGCCCAGUAAUUUGACAUAUAAUUUGUUAUACAAUAAUUGUAGAUCGAUUUACAAGUCUAUUUCAAAUGAUUUAGAAUCCAUAAUGUACUAUAACUUAUUGCAUCGUUUCUUUGCGACGAACGAGCGAAACGUACAGCCGUUACUUCUUCAUUAAGAGUACGUAAUUCUUCGAAAAAUCUUGUAAACUUAAGCACUUGCACUCAGAGAUUAUAUUUAAUAGAGUGCAUAAUUUUUGGGUAAUAUAAUAGUUUCUUAAUAACUUGCCGUCCAUGGUUACUUUGCAUAUCUGCAUCUACUUACAUAAUGUUUGUGUUUGCAGCGUUUCCUACUUAGAUGACUAAAAUUACCAAACAUAUUUACAUUUAGAUAUUGCAGUAUUUAAUAUUACUGUGCUCGUUGGGCAUUAUUAACAAUUUCUGUUAUAGUUUUGUCAGAGAGCAUAACACUUCUCCAUAUGACGAAAGAGUGCUUUGACAUUUGUCUGAAAAAACUAUUUUUACACUUUAAAGCGUAUUUAAUAAUAAAAAAAAAAAAAGAUAAAUAUAUCGUUAGUUUCGUAAUAUAGAAUGUUAGUACGGAGCAUAUUUUAAUUAGACUUUUAAUGCAUGUUCAUAGUUGUAAUUUGCCCGUAUUCGGCAAGUUUGUGGGCCGUUUAAUGAGUGUUGUGGUAUUUUGAUUUGCAGAUUAUCGAUAUCACAUAUCCGUUUGUAUUUGAUUUAAAAACUGUACCUAUAUAUAAACAUGUUAUUCAUACAAUAUAUCGGUAAUAGUUCAAGAGCAUGAUGCCUUUUGUUCUACAAUACUAUUAUUGGUAACAGUGAAUCAGGUGUACCGAAACACGAUGUGGAUUGGACAUACUAGUGACUGAAGUUUACAAAUAAAGUCAAGUAUUGCAAUAUCUCAGUUCUCGUUAAGAUUUUUACUGACGGCGUAAAGCCACGAGUGCCUAUAUCUAAUAGAACAACUUAUAUAUCCCUGUACUUUAGAUGUGAUGAAUUUCUUCGUAUGUCUUUUCCACACUUGUCUAAAUAUUUAUUAACUAUUAUAUAUAUAAUAUGAUUAGAGUAUAUCCCCAAAGAAAUGAGCAAAUGAAAUGUAAUUACAACGGGAAAAGAUUGUACCGAAAUUGACUCUCUUCCAUCUUGUAGUAGUCGUUAGGUACAUGUAAUUUUAGUCAUAUAUUGCAAACAGGAGUUCUUGAACGUCAAGUCAAAACAACUAUGACGUUGUUCGUUUAAAAUCUGUAUAUUUUGUCCUGUAAUACUCAAGAAAAUGCUAAACACUACGUCACAUCACAGUCGGUUAGGUAUCGAGAGUUACAGUAUAGCAAAUCUAUUUAGUUCUAAAUGAUGCAUAAUUGUUUUAUACAUCACAAUUUGUAGUUUAAUUACACUUUGUAAGUGUGGUGUCUCCGCCUAUUAAAAUAUGUAACCAUUGCAGUGUUGAAAUGGCUACCUAUUAGUGUACGUAAUAAAAAUAGAAUGGUAAUUUUAUUAUUCAUAUAGCAUACAUAUUGACUCAUUUGCAAAAGGUACAGUGAAGAAGACAUUACUGUUUGUUAGCGUAUAUAAACUUUUUAAUAUCACAAGUUAAGUUUAUGCUCACAGUUGCAUUAUAGAUUUUUUUCGAAGUAAUUGAAGUCUAUUUAAUGAAUAAAUUUUACAAACAGUUCUAUCUUCGCGCCGUUUUUUUUUUUUUUGGUGUACACUGUCCACCAACAUCACAUUGCAGCAUGCAGGAUGUAAGACUGACAAGAACACUGAAAUAGUCGAAUGUGAAGUCUUAUUUAAAGAUCAGGGUGUCUGAAAACAAUAUAGUUAUUACAAAACCGAAUUGUCUGUCACUCUCAUAUGUACGUCUUAAAAUUGUUUCAUGACAUCCUGCAUAAAUAUAGAAGUGCCCAUACAUUAUAUAAUAUUUAUUGAUAUAGCACUAGACAUUUUGCUCCGUUGUCGCAAAUGGUUGUAAUUAUAAAAAUAUAGUUAAUAUUAAUUAGUAAAAUGAUAGACUGUUUUGCACGAUUUCUGGUUUGAACGUGUCGAUCCUAACAUGUUGUAGCUUCUCAUGCAAACAAACAUUGUUAUUGAACACUUUGUGAUGACAAGUUUCAAGUUCGCAUGUCAAUCAAUAACGUGUGGUACAUACGAUAUUUUUAUCUAUUUGCAAUAUACCCACAUAUGUAUAAGAUUGUAUGUUUCCAUUCGAACUCGACAUAUUUUGACCUCUAGAACAUUUUUAUUAUUACUUUUACGAUUACACAUAUAAGUCUUUUUUGGCAACAUAUUUGAAGUAACAUUAUUUAAUUAUUCAAUAUACUUAUUCUAUAUUUAAAA